CACAGUCUCACCGUGUCACGAACCCCCGGCUUUCCUUGGCUAAGAUGGCCCAUCUUCGGCCGCCCACCUUAAGCCCACCGUAUUUAGUCACCUGCAGGCAGAACUCCCAGCCCGUUUCUAGCUUCUCCAGUGAUCGAAUCACAUCCCGGAGUUUGACGAGACUCGGACGUGCCUCCAGCCCACGACUGCGGGCAAGGUCCUCCUGGGGUCACCACUCGUGCCGGUCCAAGAUAAAAGACUCAGGCCUCCCCCGGGCCAACUAUCGCAGUCUCUCCCCGAGGGACCUCACCGCAGACCUUGCAGUCUUGACUGUCGGUUGGACCGUUUGUCCUUGCCCGCACUUGAACCCCGCUGUCAGCACUUGAGCCCGAGAGUACUUGCUUAUACUCAAGUGUUCGCUCCCGAAACAUUGUGUUUGGUCUGAGCAACUUGUUCCCUGUUUUUCUUUCCUUCUCUUUUUCUUCCACAAGAUACCCCUCAACCUGCACUACUACGACAACCUUGCGAUACCCAUCACCAUGAAUGGCAUAAACGACCUCCUCAGGGACGCAAACACCACCGCCCCCUUUUUGCAGGACUUCCUAAGCAAGAUACCAGGGCUCGGUUGGCUCCAGAGCUUCGUCUCGCAAUGGGUCAAGCUUGAUAUCACCACCGUCGCCGCUGCCCUCACCAUUCUUGGCACCAUCUCCGGCGUUCUCGGUUUCUUACAAGCCAUUGCCGUCAAAUUAUACUGGUACAUUACCCGCUUCUUCACCGCCUCCGUCUCCAUAAACGCCAGAGACAAGCUCAACCGGGAAGUCCUCAACUGGCUGGGUGCGCAGGUUCUCGUAAGGCAGGGCACGCGUAUCGUCACUGCACGUUCCGAGCAGAUCGAAAGCGACGCCUUCUAUUACCGUCGAGCACCCGAGCCUCGGGAUGACUACAGCAUGGAUAAGCGGAAGCCAAUCCAGUACCUCCCUACCUUUGGUACCACCUGGUUCACCUAUGAGAGAAACGUCUUCAUUGUGCGACGUGUCUCGGCCAAUUCCACCGGCAUGUCCUUUGUGGACCAGGUACCCGACGAGUUCGCCGCUGCCCCGGAAGGAGACGAGCCCCUGAUCGUCAUGUGUCUCGGUCGGUCCGUUGAGCCGAUCAAGCGUUUCCUCGAUGCCUGUCGUGACUUUGCCGAGAAGGAGCGCGAAUCGUACGUGACAGUCAGAGCCUCAAAGUCUCAAUAUGGCGAUGAGUCCUGGGAGACCACGAUCCUGCGCCCCAUCAGGCCUCUCGAGACCAUCCACUUCGACGAAAAGGUCAAGGCAGAGCUCGUGGCUGACAUCAGGAACUAUCUCGACCCGGCAACCCGGCGCUUUUACACACAGCGUGGGAUUCCAUACCGCCGUGGAUAUCUCCUGCACGGACCCGCAGGCACCGGGAAAACGAGUCUGUCCCUUGGUCUGGCUGGGCUCUUCGGCCUUGAGCUUUACCUCCUACACGUGCCGAGCGUGCGCACAGAUACCGACCUCGAACGGCUCUUCACCACACUUCCACCCAGGUGUUUCAUCUUGCUCGAAGACAUCGACGCAGCUGGCAUCAAGGACCGCGGCAACUUCGAUAAAGAGGACCAGGAAGGAAACGGGGAAGACGAGGACGACGACGAAGACCGGUCGCACUACGGCCCCCGCUGCCACAUCUCACUGUCCGGCCUCUUGAACGUCCUGGAUGGCGUCGCAUCCCAGGAGGGCCGCAUCGUGCUGAUGACUUCCAACUUUGCCGAACGGCUUGACCGCGCUCUCGUCCGACCAGGCCGCAUCGACAGGAUGAUCUUCCUGGGCAACAUAUCGCAACGGAGCGCAGAGCUGAUGUACAAGCGCAUGUACGAGUUCGACCCGUCCAACCCGUCGGCCCAGGCGCUCCAGGCCACCAUCGGGGAGGAGAAGCUGCAGAAGCUGGCACUUGAGUUCGGCAGCGGGAUCGCGGACAACACAUUCACGCCGGCCCAGCUGCAGGGAUACCUGCUCAACUGGCGGAGCGACCCCCAGGGCGCCGUCGACAACCUGGCCGAGUGGGCCAAGAUGGAGAUCGCCUCGAUGGAGGAGGCCAAGAAGCGCGCGAAGGAUGCCGCAGCAGCCAGGAAGAAGAGGAGGCAGAAGCAGCUCCAGCUCGUGCUGGGCUCCAACGUGGGCGUGCAGGGCGGGGUGCCGAACAUGGCGCUGAACGGCCUGCAGGGACAGGCCAUGACCGGAAUGCCCACGCCGCCUCAGAGUGCUGUCAGUUUUAAGCCGCAGAGCGGCGAGUCUUUUGAGCCAGUGGAUGUUGGUUCGGAUAACGAAACAAAAGAGAUCAACAAGGAGAAGAUGACGGAGACACAGGCCGCGGUGUAGUUCAAGGGGCAUGAUGGCGUUGGGUUGUCCUACUUGGGCCGGCGAUUCGCCGACUGCUGGUAUCAGUCCAUUUGGUCAUUCUUUGGCGUUCCUCUGGCAUGGUCACUUGCGAAUAGAUCUUUUUUGCCGUUGUUAGGGACGCAAUGGAAAUCAAGUCUUUGUACCACAUGUGUGGAGUCACUAAAUAGAGAGAAAGCAACGCAAUCACGUGAGACACUCAACGUUUAUUUUCUUUUUGACAUUUUGUGAAAGUUUUGGGGAAAAGGUCAUUAUCUUUGGCAGCUCAGCGGGCGAAUGGCAUGGAUGGCGUUGUUUGACAUCUGGAAUGCUUCUCCCUACAUGAAGAUCGCUUAAAUAUUGAAUUCCUUUGAUGAUGAAA
This is a messenger RNA of Diaporthe batatas, 2739 nucleotides long. RefSeq lists its product as uncharacterized. Lineage: Eukaryota; Fungi; Ascomycota; Sordariomycetes; Diaporthales; Diaporthaceae. Gene Ontology annotation, biological process: protein insertion into mitochondrial inner membrane from matrix; mitochondrial respiratory chain complex III assembly. The record is from RefSeq and is a predicted model, not a curated record. Gene Ontology annotation, molecular function: ATP hydrolysis activity; ATP binding. The coding region runs from base 519 to 2360 and encodes 613 amino acids. Gene Ontology annotation, cellular component: mitochondrial inner membrane. The transcript has a single exon.